CUAUCUUAAUUUAAUAUCUUUUAUAAAUGGAGUAAGAUUAGAAAGUGGAAGAUUUUGUGAUCAAGAAGUCAGAGUUUCUUGGAAAAGGACAAUAUGGUGUUGUCUAUGGAUGCUAUUCAGAGAAAUUGAAGGAUCAAAAAUUAUGUGCCAAAGUUCUCCAAGCCCAAAUUGAGAAGGGCUUGAUCGAUAGAGAAAUCAAAAUCUUAGAGUAACUGAAUAAAGUGGACAAUCCCAAUCUAGUCAAAAUUUAUAGAGUGAUCAAAGAGGAACGACAAAUAUAUAUCGUUAUGGAGAGAUGCACCGGGGGAGAUUUGAAGCAGUUGAUGGACCAAUACCAAUUAUCCAAAAAAUCAUUCACCCUAGAGCAAAUACAAGAUAUUGCUAGACAAAUAAUAUUGGGAUAUAAAUCCUUAUUUGACAUCAAAGUUAUACACAGAGACAUCAAGCCAGCCAACAUUCUUAUUGAAAACAAUGGAAAUGGUUAGAUUAUCGUGAAACUAACUGACUUUGGAAUGGGAAGAAUGCUCGAUGAUAUUACUAAAAAAUAAGUAUUAACAAAAGUAGGUACUCCAGCCUACGCAGCACCUCAAUUGUACUUGGAAGAUCAAUACUCUUCAAAAUGCGACGUCUAUUCUUUGGGAGUCAUCCUCUAUCAAUUAGCCUUCAAUAAUAGAUUGCCAUUCACAGCCAAAACUAUCCCAGAAUUAACUCAAUUCCUCAAAGAUCUUAAAGUAAAACCCUUCCAAUGUCCAGAACUAACACAAGAGGGACCAUAAUAAACUAAGAAAGCAAUCCAAAGUCUCAUCAAUAAAAUGAUGUAAUUCAGCGAAGAAGCAAGACCAGGAUGGGAUGAUCUAUUGAAGAGUGAACUAUUUGAGAUGCCCGCCAAACCAUCUAAUUUUGAUAGCCAAGGUGAAAUGAAGUUGUUGGACUCCAUCUUUUUAUAUCAAUAGCAGUCAGGCUAACAAUAAUACUUCAACGAGGUCAAAUUUAGAGCAGUUUGCAAAUUUGCCAAUCAAAACAAAAUCACCAAGGCUGAUCGCAUUAAUCAUUUGGUUUCUCUAUUUUUGGCAAAGGCAGAACUAUCCUUCAAUCUUUCCCAAGUCCUUUCAGAAUAACUCUUAAUAUCAUUCCCUUAUUUCAAUGUUUACCACUUUGAGUUGCUCCAAACUUGCAUCAUUGGCUAUCGUUAUAAGAUUUUGAUGAAUGCCUUUGGUUUCUGCUUCAAUUGUUUGGAUGUGAUUUGUGAGGAGAUGAGAAAAAUGUACGAUAAUCAAGCCUUAAAAUAAACCUUAUAAGAAUAUUUGAAUGAUCAUUCUGAAUGGACUGAACAAACCAAAGAAAAUAUUAGUGAAUUUUUGAAUAUGUCGAAUAAGGCCUUUACCCAUGCUGAGAAUCAAAUCAUCAAACUCAUGAGGACCAACACUUAUCCACACAACAUCCAAAACUUCUAAAAACUCAUGUCCAUCAUUGAUAACACAGAGUUCAAAAUCUAUGGAAGAUGGUUCUAAUUCUUUUGGAAGUAGGAUUUAAGAAAAAUUUUGGUUUAUGACAAAUCCAAGCAAUACGAUGUCGGAUAUCUCAAAAUGUUGGUACUAAUCGAGAAGUUUUUGAAUAUUGAUACCGAAUUUCCUUUUGAGAAGUACAGUGAACAAGAUCCAUAGUAGAUUGUGCUCAACGAAAAUUUAACAAAACAACAGUUGGAAACCCUUGUGCAAUAGAGAAAAAAUGUUUGA
Paramecium tetraurelia is the source of this 1736-nucleotide messenger RNA. RefSeq lists its product as uncharacterized. Gene Ontology annotation, cellular component: cytoplasm; autophagosome. Gene Ontology annotation, biological process: autophagosome organization; protein autophosphorylation; peptidyl-serine phosphorylation. Gene Ontology annotation, molecular function: protein serine/threonine kinase activity; ATP binding. The transcript is spliced from 7 exons. NCBI's taxonomy places the organism in Eukaryota, Ciliophora, Oligohymenophorea, Peniculida, Parameciidae. The record is from RefSeq and is a predicted model, not a curated record.